Messenger RNA from Hirsutella rhossiliensis, 1947 nucleotides. RefSeq names its product ABC transporter domain-containing protein. Lineage: Eukaryota; Fungi; Ascomycota; Sordariomycetes; Hypocreales; Ophiocordycipitaceae. Bases 1 to 1947 code for a protein of 648 amino acids. Gene Ontology annotation, molecular function: ATP binding; ATP hydrolysis activity. The record is from RefSeq and is a predicted model, not a curated record. The transcript has a single exon. Gene Ontology annotation, cellular component: mitochondrion.
AUGCGAUCCCUCGGCUCGCGGCCCCCCGUCAUCCGCAUCGCCAACGGCACCUUUUACCGCCAUCAUCCCAGCUCUCAGUCUUCGUACCGGAAUCCUCCGCUUUUCAGCAAUCUCUCCUUUGAGAUAGCCUCGUCGUCGCCUAGCCCGCGUAACUGGUGCGUCGUCGGGCCCUCUCUAUCCGGGAAAACGACCUUUCUGCAGAUCCUGAGGGGCAGGCUUCUCUGCGAUCCGCCGACGGCGAGGUCGUUUCCCUAUCUGUCUCAGGAUGAGGUGCCGCCGCGGCUGAGGAGCCCGCAAAAGGCCGUGCAGUACGUUGGCUUCGACGCCGAGCAGAAUGCCGGUGCGUUGGGUGGCGCGGGCCAUGUUGCGGCGGCGUACCUGUCGGCGAGGUAUGAGUCGAGAAGAGAGAUCACCGACUUUUCAUUGCGCGACUUUUUGCUUGGAAACACCGAGCUGAAUCCCCUCAAGGCGCCGCUCGGCGGAGACGAGGGUGCCACUGCGGGGUGUCUGCUAGAUCGCGUCGUCACGGACCUCAAGCUGAGACAUCUGCUCGACCUUCCCGUCACCUUUCUCAGCAACGGCCAGGGGCGACGGGCGAGGAUAGCACGUGCUCUGCUCACAAAGCCCGAAGUCGUGCUAUUGGAUGAGCCCUUUAUGGGCCUUGAUCCCCCGACCGUCGCCAGUCUGAGUCCCUCGCUCCAGUCCUUGGCUGCCAAAGCGAGCCCGCGGCUGGUGCUGAGUGCGCGCCCACAGGAUCCUCUUCCGGAGUGGAUCACACACCUGGUCUACCUGAGAACCGACUGCCAGAUUGAGUCCAUGGGCCCCAAGGAGGUUGUCCUCGACGGCUUGAAAAAGUACGUCGAGGGCGUGAAGAAAGGUGGCUUGGUGGAGGAUGAAAAACUGCCCAUCCACUCGCUCCAGGAAGUCGGAAGGAUACUCUCGCCAAAGAUGCAAUCCACUGCCGACAAGGCGACUGCCUCUUCGACGACUGUUCAGGAUCCAAAGAGCUUAGAUUCCAGUGCAGAGCCCUUGGUCGAGUUCGACGGCUGCCAGGUCCGCUACGGCAACAAGGUUGCACUGGGCAAUUGGUCGCAGCAGACGCCGCGAGGGAAACAGGAUGGCCUGGUAUGGAGCGUCCGGAGGGGAGAGCGCUGGGGAGUGUUUGGUCCCAACGGGUCCGGCAAGACGACGAUUGUGUCAUUGCUGGGCUCGGACCAUCCGCAGACGUACUCUCUGCCCAUCAGGCUGUUUGGACGAAGCCGCCUCCCGGAGCUGGGAUCGGGGCUUCCCCCGCUCACGUUUUGGGACAUUCAAUCUCGCAUCGGCCACUCGAGUCCCGAAGUGCAUCAGCACAUGCCGCGCAGACACAGCAUACGGCGUGUGGUCGAGAACGCCUGGGCGCCCACGUUUGGCACGAAGCCGAGGCUCGACGAGGAGGCCCGGCAAAAGAUCGACGCAGCACUGCGCUGGUUCGAGCCCGAACUGCGACCCAACGCGGCGUCUUGCUCGCCUGCGACGCUCGACGGGGGGCUCCGAUGGGCGGACGAUUACAUGCUGGGCGAAGUGUCGUUUAGCGCGCAGCGCGUGGCGCUCUUCAUCCGCGCCGUCAUCAAGAGCCCGGACGUGAUUGUGCUGGACGAGGCUUUUGGCGGCAUGGACGAGGCGGUGCGCGACAAGUGCAUGCUCUUCCUCGCGCACGGCGAGACCAAGGCCUACCGCGCUGGCCGGGCCGUGGACAGCGAGGCGGCGGCGGUCCGGGGCUUGACGGACCGGCAGGCCUUGAUCUGCAUCGCGCACGUCAAGGAGGAGGUGCCGGACUGCGUGAGGGACUGGAUAUGCCUGCCGGAGGCCAACACGGGACGAGCGGUGAGGUUUGGACGGCUGCCGGGGCCGUUGCGGAGGGAUGAGGGGGGCUGGCGGGAUAUCUGGGGGUUCGAGGGUACCUGA